This is a messenger RNA of Notolabrus celidotus (New Zealand spotty), 3645 nucleotides long. It is a transcript of the gene e2f2, whose product is annotated as E2F transcription factor 2. The record is from RefSeq and is a predicted model, not a curated record. Gene Ontology annotation, cellular component: RNA polymerase II transcription regulator complex. The transcript is spliced from 7 exons. Gene Ontology annotation, biological process: regulation of transcription by RNA polymerase II. Gene Ontology annotation, molecular function: DNA-binding transcription factor activity, RNA polymerase II-specific; RNA polymerase II cis-regulatory region sequence-specific DNA binding; protein dimerization activity. Bases 579 to 1925 code for a protein of 448 amino acids. Lineage: Eukaryota; Metazoa; Chordata; Actinopteri; Labriformes; Labridae.
UCGCGGGACGAAGUUUGGCGGUAAAAUAGCUGUUCUUUCCCAGCCCUUGUCCUCUUGAAUGGAGAGAGAGGAGCUCUGAGGUGGACGGACAGGAGACACAGACUGGGUCGAGUUCCGCAUCAGAAGGAGUAACAACAAGCUGUAAAUCUCAAGGUGGGACUGACUUUCACUGGAACUUUGAAGCCUUUUGGACUAGGCUUCAAUUAGUGGAUGUUUGCAAAUAUUUAUUUAUGAAGCCGGCAUUUUUAAUACAGUAAUACAACUGUUAGGCUGCUCUGCACUUUGUUCCCGGACAAAGGAUAACAACAAGUAGCAGUCUGCUGCAUUAAGUGAUGAGAAUAUUAUCGGAAAAUACAGCACAGUUGCAUGUUUUAAAUUGACUAGGCCAAUUUAACUGAAUGAAUCAGCAUCUUUGUGAUUAUAUUCACAAGCUAGACAUUUACUAUCACACGAAGCGUGUGGAGGCAGCUCUUUUGCUGAUUCAGACGACAUUUUAGCAAAGCAUUUACUACUUUUAGCUGCUAGCAAACUUCUCCCUCCGCUUGACCAAUCCGGUUAAAUUCAGUUAACUCAGGAAAAUGAUGCGGAUGCCUAAAGGCGUCUCUCCGGCAGCGACUCGGCCGGCUGUCGGACUGUCCUGCUCCCAGAACAAAAUGAAGAUUUUAUCCACCGGGGGAGUGAAGGCUGAGUUCUUCGGUUCCGGGCUGUCCAGCCCGUUAAUGAACACGGUACCGGCCGGAUAUUUCUCCCAGAUCUGCAACACCGCCACGGCCGAACAAAGAGCCAACAGCCUGUACUCAACCCCCCACGGACCCGAGGCUAAACCCAUCAGAUCAUCCUCCGGGCGACUGCCGGCUAAAAGGAAGCUGGAUUUGGAGGACCCUCUUUAUCUUCCAGAGUUCCGCACACCCAAAGGCAAAGGCAGCAUCGCGGCGAGGAUACCAAGUCCAAGAACUCCAAAGUCUCCAGGUGAGCGAACACGGUACGACACUUCCUUGGGCCUCCUGACAAAGAAAUUUGUGGGUCUGAUUGCCGAGUCGCCUGAUGGAGUUCUCGACUUGAACUGGGCCACUGAGGUCCUGGAAGUCCAGAAGAGACGCAUCUAUGACAUCACCAAUGUCCUGGAGGGAGUCCAGCUCAUCAGAAAGAAAUCCAAGAACAACAUCCAGUGGCUUGUUGGAGAUGUAUUUGAGGGUGGUGCAGGAGGAGGAGAGAAGGCCUGCGCCCUGAGGAGAGAGCUCGGAGCCUUGGAAAGAGAGGAGAGAUCUCUGGAUGAAUUGAUCCACUCCAGCACCGCACAGCUCAAACAGCUCACAGAAUAUGAUGAUAAUCAGAGAUUGGGCUAUGUAACGUAUCAGGAUAUCCGAUCCAUCGGCAGUCUCAAAGACCAGACAGUUAUUGCUGUGAAGGCACCUGCUGACACCAAACUGGAGGUGCCAGACACAGCAGGGCAGGGAUCAUUACAGAUCUAUCUCAAGAGUAAGAAUGGUCCCAUUGAAGUCUACCUGUGUCCAGAGGAGGGUCUUGAAGAUGCAAGCCCUGUUAAAAGCGCUGUCACCCCUAAGAAAGAGUUCCCUCAAACCCACUGCGCUUCAACUCCAACCCCCAUGGGCCCACCAAGCUACUGUGUCAAAGAUGAGCCAGUAGAAUCAAACAUCUCUACAGCAGCCCCAGCCGCCUCCUCUGCUGCAGCCUCCACUUCCUCUCUGCUGGACGUUGAGGGUCUGCUGGGUUUGCCCCCGAGUCUCCUCCAGAUGACAGAAGACCAGCUCCCCUGCACCUCUUUCACCUCAGACCCCAACACCCCUUUUGUCAGCUUCUCUCCACCUCUGGACCACGACGAUUACCUCUGGAGCCUGGAGGACGGAGAGGGAGUGUCAGAUUUCUUUGACACUUAUGAUCUUGGAGAUCUGUUGAAGAGCUGAGGUAUAGAUGGAGGAGAGGUGAGGGGGGGAUUUAGGAAGGGGUUAUUUAAUGAAAUGCCUUCUCGAGGUAGGAUAUAUUACACUAUGAAGCCAUCACUCUUUAUUAAUGCCAUGCUUGUUUUAAUGCCAGUGAUUCAAAGAGGAGUGACAUCCUUUGUUAUUUUAAUAAAAUAAAAUAAUUUGUAUAUAUGGUUGUAAAAUGUGAUCAGACUGAGAGGCUUGGUGAGAGAUGUACACUGAUUGGUGUAGUCUCAAAAUUUAGGAGAACACUGUUUGAAAGGGGGGCCUCUUUUGGAUUUUCUUCCACAUUUUCAGAAACAGCUUCAAAAUUAAAAAUAUAUUAAAUCAAUUUGCAAAACUAACAGGAGUUAUUAUGCAUAUCAAAUCACCAGUAACUAAAUCAGAUGCGUUCAGGUGUCAGGCCAGAGUUUACAGUGUGACAACUCAGGAAUUUCUUGUUCUUUCUUUUUUUUUCCAAAGUCUAAAUGUUUGUACCACUCUGUGACCCAUAGGGGGCAGCCUUGUAUUAUGUCAGCUUUAACUGCCAGGCAGCUACACAGGAUUGAAUCACUGGAUGAGAGUAGGCAAAAGCCAUCAAGACCAACAUGCCAGGUGUGUUUUUAAGAGUCCUACCAUCUUCAACACGCAUUGAAUUAAACUGUGAAAUCCUCUGUUCCAUUUCUUAUAGAUAAACAAGCACCUACAGAUUGAGCUAACAAAAUCUGUAAUGGUUGCUCAUGUUGUUUCUGUCUGAUCAGGUUUGCUCUCUCCUUCGUUAAGCUUUGUGUCAGGCUUAGUGCUGCGUUCUGUGCCAAAAUAUGAGACACCCGGUGCUGGAUACAGAUCCAGAGUUAAUGUCUGAUAAUGAUUACUCUGAACAGACACAGUCUCUACAUUGCAGGAGUCACAUCGCAUUGUUGGUUUGGCAGCUUUAUUAACGAGCCAUGGUGCUACUCUGUUGAUUUUUCAUUAAGUAGUUUGAUAUAGUGGUAUAAAACUACUGUUGUAUUUCUGAGGAAAUUACCCCAAGUAAAUGAAACGCAGCCUUUGUGUUGCAGUAAAUUGAUAUAAUCAAGGUUUAAUUAGAGUAGUAAUAAAUGUCCCUUUUGUUUUAAAUGGGAUGAGCUCUGUUGUCAAGAAGCAUCAGUUUAAAUACGUUUGUUUUUACUGUUCAAAUUUGAAUCCCUUAAAUGCUUUCCCACGUGAUGCAACCCUUUUAAAUGUCAAAGUCAUGCACCCAAGUUCAGGGCAGCUGUGGCUUUCAUCUGUUCAGAGUAUUUUUUCCUCAAAGGGUUUUAGGCAUUUGGACGUUUGAAUUUGAUGCUGAUGUGUUUUUUUUUCUGGCUUUCCCUCUCCGCUGCAGAGAUAAGCUAACUGUCCUGUCCUAACAAAACUUGAAAACGUGUGUUUGUGAGUGUAUUUGACAGCUUGGGAAAAUGGGUGUCGUGGUGUGUUUGAGGUGUGAGUUUUUACAACAUAGAUGAGAAAAUAUGUGAAUUCAGAAUUUGUAGUUUUUUUUCAAUGAGCAUUAUUUUUCUGGUAUUUGUACAUAGUUUGUUUUUGUAUUUAUACCUUCUUCUGAAUUUUUUGAAAGUUAACGCUGGCUUUUUGUCAGCACAAACUGCUUUUGUAUGACAUGCAGCACUUAAUAUUUUUGUAAUAUUGUGUGGUCUGUUUGAAAUGAUAAAAUAAAUACUGAAGCCAUGGUUUACACUCUGAA